Schistosoma margrebowiei is the source of this 2544-nucleotide messenger RNA. NCBI's taxonomy places the organism in Eukaryota, Metazoa, Platyhelminthes, Trematoda, Strigeidida, Schistosomatidae. The record is from the annotation of a GenBank genome assembly.
CCUGUUACUUAUUCCAGACAUUGCUCUGCCAGUUCUCCGUUUAGGACACAAGACUACGUGAGACAAUAUAGACUGUAAAAUGAAACUUGACAUUCCUCACGUUAUGCGGUGGUUCUUCCUGUAUUUCACUACCUUUGCAUCACUUUUACCCAGUCAUGUAUCCACCAAAAGUCUACCCCUCUAUUCUUAUGAUAAUUCUAUGCUUGUUCUCCUUCAUCCAUUUGAUCCGAAACUCUUAAAACCAUUUGAUGCUCUAGCUGAAUAUGCUCGAGUUUCAGUGUACGAGAUGCUUAGGUACUUAGAUCAGAAGAGGUUAAAUGGUAAUCCAUUGUAUAACAACUCUGCAUGCGUCGUCGAUGUGACCUCGAUUGUUUAUGGAAUCUUUCGAUCAGACAAGGAGGCAGUGAAAUGGUUGGAUGCUGCAGGCAAGAUUGUCCCUGGUGUCUCUGGUGGUGGUAUCAACUGGGUGGGAAGCAUGGAAUUGUGUCGAAAUAUUACAGAUUUUAGCUACGGUUUGUCCCAGCAUGUUCAAGGAAAGUAUUGUUCUGCAUAUGUGAAACUUCCUUCAGCGGAAGAACUUCCUCAACAGUUGUCAUUCGAACUGAAUUAUGGAGUGUGCAUUCCUCAUUCUUGUACGAAGGAUGAUUUGAUUUGGCUACUAGACAUGGGUUUGUUAAUUUUUAAUUAUGAUUGUAUAGUGCUUUCCAAGGUAAAUUUAUCCAUAGAUAACUCCACAAGCUUCUGUCAUGCAGAUUUUGGAGAACUACCUAAAGACGGUUGGUUUUGGGUAGCAAUGUCUUUGUUAGUUUCUAUGAUCAUUCUUCUGAUAAGUGGAACAAUGGUGGAUGUAGUUCUAUGGUGCAAUUGGAAUUAUCGCUUUUAUGAAUUUCUGUACAACAGGAUAAGAGUCGGUUUGCCUGAGGAUACAUUUACUACCAGUGAGGAGGAAAAGCUAAUUGAACAAACUCCGUGUGACCAGUCGGAAUCAGUUAAGUUAUCAUAUUUUGAAUACAGAACCGAUUUGUUGUCCAAUACAACUCCGUUUGUCAAAUUUCUUACAACUUACUCUAUACCGUUUAACACAUCCCGUCUAUGGCACUUCAAACCAAGUCAAGUUCUAAAUAAAUCGGGUCACCCUUGUGAUCAUCCUUUACUGUGCUUAGAUGGCAUUCGAUUUCUGACUAUGAAUUGGAUAAUUUAUGGGCAUUGUAUAUUUUUUAGCAUGUUUGUUGCAAAUAACAUGUUACUGUACUCACAAAUUCAUCGACCAAAAUGGGCCUAUCAAGCAAUAAUUGGUUCAACUUUGUCUGUGGAUACAUUCUUUUUUAUGUCAGGUUUAUUAUCUACGUAUCUCACCAUUCCAAAACUUCGACGAAUUCCCAGUUGGAAACAUUGGAUAAAAUUUUGGUGGAGCUUCGUAUUUCAUCGUAUUUUACGUUUAACUCCAGCUUAUCUUUUAGUCUUGAUACUGUAUACUGGAUUAUUUAAUCAUGCUUAUGUCGGUCCAAUGUAUCCUCAAACUCCUAAUUUGAUGGAUAUAAAAUUUUGUCGUGAUCAUUGGUGGAUAACAUAUUUGAAUAAUUUUAUUUAUCCAGAUGAAGCGUGCAUGGGAUGGUCAUGGUAUUUGUCAAACGAAAUUCAAUUUUCAAUUGUGUUAUCUCCAAUCUUCUUAUGUUUAGUAGCAUGGAAUGAAUCUAUCGGUGUACUGUUUGGUUUUGGACUUAUAAUUUCUAGUAUCGCGUCCACAUUUGGCAUAUCUUAUGCGAAUGAUUAUUUACCUGGUCUUCUAUCAACCUCAUCAUUCACAACUAUUUACAUAAAACCGUAUACACGUUGGAGUACAUAUGCUAUUGGCCUUUUAUGCGGCUGGUUCCUAGAAAAACACAUCAAUAUUUUGAAUAAUGUGAAUACAAAAACGAAGGUUUUGAUUGGUGUGAUUGGUGUAUGCCUGUCAUCAAUAUUCUGUGUAUCUACUGUCUACGGAUUGUAUGGACUACUAAGUGGAAAGGUCGAACCAUUCACAACGUUUGGAGCUGCAACUUAUACAGCAUUCCAUCGACCUAUUUUUAUUCUCGGUAUUGCAAUCGUUGUAUCGAUGUGUGCUCUUGGUUGUGGUGGUCCAAUUCGCUGGAUUCUCACAUUGUCUGUAUUCCGUGUUCCUUCACGGUUGACAUAUACAGCUUAUCUUGUACAUCCGAUAGUGGUUCUAUUCAUCGCUUUAGGAAGUCAGAACCCAAUACUGCUGGAUGACCUGCAUUUGAUAGUUAUGUUCUUUGCCGUUCUACCAAUUACUUAUUGCUUGGCAUACUUGGUCACACUGGCAACUGAGUCACCAGUAAUAGCUAUGACACAUAGUUCUGGAGGGAAAAAGCCUUUGUCAUCAGAAAGUUCCAUGUAAACGAAAACAAUUGAUCAUGAGUAAAAUCUAGUCAAAUUUAAGUUUCACUACUUGUCUUUCUUGAAGUUAUCAAUUUGUAUACCAAUGUAAAGCUAUGGAAUUUUGCUUAGCUUUUUUUUUCAUUAUUCUUGAUUUUUGUAUCCAUG